Rotaria socialis is the source of this 897-nucleotide messenger RNA. NCBI's taxonomy places the organism in Eukaryota, Metazoa, Rotifera, Eurotatoria, Philodinida, Philodinidae. The record is from the annotation of a GenBank genome assembly.
AUGUUUCUCUUCUUCAUCUCAAUGUGUCUAGGAACAUCAUCAGGUCUUCUUAUCUCAACGGAAGAUCGUGUUUCGACUCGAAAUAUUACUUGUCUCAAUGGGUCAUCAACAGCAUUACUAUUCAAUUGUGAAGCUUGUCUUAUUAUUUCACGUAAUUAUGAAAUUAGAACACCACUUUCGUUGACUGGUUCUGGACAGUUAGGCAUAACUUACCAAUGCUUACGUGUUGAUCAAAUAGAAGCCUAUCAUGAAAAUCUUGUUCGUGAAUGUCAAAAUUUUCCACGAAAUGCACUAAAUGGUUACGAUGAUUUCUGUACUGCUUCAUCAUUUUCAAAAUUACGCGGUUCCUAUCGUGCUUGCAUGUGUGCUUCAAAUGCAUGUAAUUUUAAUUAUUCAGAAUGUAUUCAACAUGGUAAUCCUUAUUGGGAUCCAAAACCGCCAAGCUUUAGUAAUACUAUUGUUCAACUAAAAGAUCGUGUGAGGUGCUAUCGGCCGUAUGAAGAUUAUACUCAACCAACAUAUUCUAAUUUAGUAGCGCUCUGUGCAUCGAACGAUGAAGAAUGUAAAAAUUUCAUAUUUGAUAAUGGCGUACUAUGUGCAGUUAUUGUUGAUCGAACAAAUCACAUCACACGACAGACUUUACCACCAUCAGUCUACUCGGCUUAUCUAAUAAAAUAUAAAACGAUGUUAUGCAAAUCAUUUACGUCGACAUCGAAAAGUAUUUAUUUUACACGAUGUCUAGAAAGUGAAACAGUAUGUAUGUGCGCUGUUGAUGGAUGCGAUCGAGAUUUAGAAACAUGUCGAACAAGCACAGGAACACAUUUUUCUACUUCUUCUUCUUAUUAUUAUUAUUAUUCGCUUUCUUAUUUUCUUUUACUUGUACUAAAUAUUUACUAA